GCUGCUCCGCUACCUGGCUGCAGCCCACACCUGGGCCCUCUUGGCUGGGGGGUCGCUUUCCCCGGCAGGCCCGCUGACUGCAGACUUGGAAUGAUCGUGCGCAGUGCUGACGGGCUGAGCUUAACUCUCUGCCUGGCCUGUGCCAGGGACAGACCAGUGCCGCCAUCCUAGAGGGGAACAGGGCAGGGACAUCUGGGCAGGCAGGUAAGGGGAAAGCCCAUCCCAGGACCUGGACACCCUCCGAGGGCUGAGGGUAGCUGAUGUGGAAGGAAGGCAUCAGGGGCGGUAGGGGGCUGUUGCUGAGGUCCAGCCUCUACCUCUUAGAGGUUCUAUGACUUGGGGCAAGUGACUGCACUUCUCCGAGCCUUGGUUUUCUCAUCUGGGCAUGGUAGCCAUCCCUGGGUACCCCAGGGUGGCUGUGAGCCUGGGAGUCGUGUGCAUGCACCCACCACAUCGGGAACCACACACAGGUUCCCUCCUUCCAGACCCCUGGCCCUAAGAAGCCAAAGCUCAGAAACGCUGCUGAAGGUCAGAGGCUAAAUGCGGGCCAAAGCCAGUGGCAGACUUCCUGACCCUUUGAAGCCUGUCUCCCCAACUGUAAAAAGAGGUUUAAUAAUCAUUCCUCUCUCCCUGUGAGUGGUGAGGUCUAGGGGCCUGUGGUUAUCAGCACCCUCUGGGCCCCAGACAGGGAAACCAGACAGGCUCCUUGUUACCCCCAAGCUGCCUUCCCUCCCAGGGCUGCUCUCAUCCUGGCCUCUUUCAUCUUAGGUUUAAUUAGCCGGGCUGCCCCACCCCACAGUCUCUUGGGCGGGAGUCAGCACUCCCAUUUUAUAGAUGGGGAAACUGAGGCACCUAGAGGGAAGUGGUUUGGGGCUGCCGCCUGUGAGUCAACUAUGGAGCCAGAGCCAGAGUUGGGACCGGGCUUUCCAGCUGGACCUGUCCCUCGGGGCGGGUCCCUGUCUCCAUCCCCCUGGCAUCCCUGGCACCGCCGGCGCCCAGAGAGCCUCUUUUCCACCUCCCCUCUGGUGGGCAGCAGGACGGGUGGGGAGGGGCCUGCGGAGCCUGGAGAAAGGAGAGAAACGAGUUGGCAGCAGCCAGAACAUGGGGGCUCAGGUCUGUUUCAUCUUCAAAGCUGGCUAAUUAGAGCUAAAGGCUUUACUGUAGCCUGUGGGGCCUGGACGCCGGCAGUUCUGGGCCACGGAAGCCAGCGGUCAAUGGGGCAUCCGCCCUUGCGGUUCCGGGCCCAGGAGAUACUGCUCUGGGAGCUACAGGCGACCCCCGAGUGUGGCCAAACAGCUCCGAUCCUGCCCUCUGGAAUUCCAAGAGUGCUGGAUUGGUGCACCGCUUGGCCCGAGGUCUUUAGUGGCGAAGUCUCCGUUUCCAGGUCCGUGCCAGGCCUGCCGCGAGCCCUGUGAUCCACCCGGCCCUGCCACUCUGCACGUCGGCAUCCCGUUGUUUUCCGGCUUCCUCCAGGAUUAUGGCCUUGCCCUGCCAGCUUUACCCUGGUUAGGCUGCCACAGCCCUUGCCGACUGUCAGCUAUUGGUAUGGCCUAAGACAAAGGUCAGCAGCUUCCGCCCGCGGUGACCCCGGCGCCGGCUCCGCGCCCCCAAGCCCAGCCGGGGGGGGGGGGGGGGUGGCCGGGGCCGGCGUCGGAGAAGCGAAGCCAAGCCCGGAGGCGCCCGCCCGACCGGUUCGGCCGGGGCUGCGAGGAGCACUUCCUGCGGGCGCUCUGGGACCGCACCUUGCACACCCCCCAGCGGACACCCUGGGAGCCCGGAGACCCGCACCCCACGCCCUCCGCAGGGUGCGGAGAGCCCGGACGCCGGCAGGGACCUGGGUGCGGCACCAUGGGACCCCCGAGCCGGGAAACCUGGGCCCAGCGCCUGGGCGCCUUCCGGGCCAGCCCGUCCGCCUUCAUGGCCGGUCCCGAGGGUGAGGAUCUGGGUCGUGACCUGUUGAUCGAACUGAGAAGUGAGAAGCUGAGCGAACAGACCAAGGUUUCCUUGCUGGCUCUGAGCUUGGAGUACCCAGCCCAGCUGUGGCCGGACGCUGCUGCAGCCGAGGCAGCGGCCACCUCGUUGUUGGACACCCUGGUCCUUCUGCCCCCACGGCCCUCAGCCCUGCGGCGGCCCCUGCUGCUGGCGGCCACCACAGUCCUGGCGGCCGGAGACGCGCUGGGCCCCACCUCGGGAGCCUCCCGCCGGCUCCUGCCACUACUUCUUGGCUUGGCUUCUGGCCGCGAUCUGGGGCGAGGCUUUGGCCCCGCCUCGGAGCAGCGCCCCCUACAGGCCACGGCCUGUGAGUGCCUACGGGAGCUGGAGAGCUGCAAGCCUGGGCUGCUGGGGGACUGCCUGGGGCUGCUGCGGCGCCUGCUGGGGCAGGAAGGCCCGGUCCAGCCGCUCAGCCUGCUGCUGGCACUCGCUCUGCGCAACGCCUUGGUGAUACGGGCCAAGGCCAAGGCCGGACUGCAGGGCCUGCUCGUGGCCGGAGAUGCGCCCACCCCAGGUGGUCCCUGGAACUGGGCACUAGCUGAGGAGGGGGGUGCCCACCCACAGCCUCAGGCACCCAGCUGGCCGGCAGCCGAGGACGAGGAGUGUGGCCUUGCAGUGCUGGAGCCCAGUCCUGAGGAGGCCCGGGAGCUGCGGGCUGCUGUGGCCCAGCUUCUGGACUCCUCCUACCUACUCACUCCUGUGGCUCAGGCCCAGCUUCUGUGGCUUCUGGGCUGGGCUCUGCGGGGUCUCCGGGGACAGCCGCCAGUGCUCUUCAAGCCACAGUUGGUACGGCUGCUGGGCACGGCCCAGCUGGCACUCCUGCAUGCGGUGCUGGCACUCAAGGCGGCCUUUGGCGAAGCCCUGUUCACAGCCCAGGAUGAGGCCUUGCUGCUCCGCAGGCUCACCUUGGCCGCCCAGCACCCCGCCCUGCCCCUACCCGCCCACCUCUUUUACCUGCACUGUCUGCUGAGCUUCCCUGAGAACUGCCCUCUAGGCCCUGCUGGGGAGGAGGCCGCCCCCCUGCUGCUGGGGCCCCGGCUGGGCCGCAGCCUCCUGCCCAGUCUCCUUCAUGACCCGAUGGCUCUCCUGGCCCGCCUGCACCUGCUGUGCCUGCUCUGUGCCGAAGAUGAAGAAGAGGAGAAAGGCCAGGGCUGGAGCCCCCAGCGUUACCUAGGGGAGCUGCUGGCUGGCCUGCGCCAGAGGGCAGCCUUGGAUGGGGGCCCCCGGGCCUUGGCUGCUCUCUGCUUCCAGGCCUCCUACCUGGUCGUUCGCUGCCUAGCCACGCAACCUCUGGUGCUGACGCCCUUGACCCACGGGCUGGCCGAGCUAUACCGAGCCCGGCCUGCGCUGGCUCCCCAUUUUGUGGAUCUCUUGGAUAGGGUGGGCCCCGAGCUAGGGGAGCCCCUGAGAGCGGUGCUGCGGCAGGAGGUGGUGUCCAGAGCCGGCAGAGACGAGGCCCUUCGUUGGCACCUGAAGAUACUGGCGAAAGUGGCCGACGGGAAUGCUCCAAGUGCCACCCUAGGCUUCCUGCGAGCUGCGGCGGCCCACUGCACAGACUGGGGCCUCCAGCAGGCUCUGCUGAGGGUCUGCCGGACCUUGAUGCGGGCGGGUGUCCGGGAAGGCCUGGCCGACUUGCUGCAGGCACUGGCCAGGCAGCUGGAUGACCCUGAUGGACGGGACCAUGCCCGGCUCUACUACAUCCUCCUGGCCCACCUGGCGGGGCCUAAGCUAGGGGUGGCCCUGGGCCCCUCUCUGGCCGCACCGGCACUGACCUCCUCGCUGGUGGCCGAGAACCAGGGCUUUGCCGCCGUGCUGAUGGUGCAGGAGGCCCCGGCCCCGAUUCGGCUAAGUGUGGGGCCCCGCAGAGCAGCGGGCCCGGGCCCGGUGCUGCAGCUCCAGGUGGAGGUGCUGGAGCCCGUGUUCUCUCUCGAGCUGCGCUUCCGCGUGCAAGGCCAGCUGUACGCGCCGCUGGACGCGGUCCACGUGCCCUGCCUGCGCCCGGGCCGCCCCUGCAGCCCUCUGCUCCUGCCGCUGCAGCCCCGGCUCCCGGCUCCCACGCAGCUGAGCGUGCGCGCCCUGUACGCCACCCCCGCCGGCCUCACGUGCCACGCCCACCUGCCACCCGUGCCCGUGAACUUCGAGGACCUUUUCCUGCCUUUCCCCCAGGCCCCCAACGACGGGGACAAGCAGGGCUUCUUUGAGGAGCUCUGGGACUCCUGCCUGCCAAAGGGCGCGGAGAGUCGCCUCUGGUGCCCUCUUGGGCCGCAGGGGCUGGAGGCCUUGGUGUCCCGCCACCUGGAGCCCUUUGUGGUGGUGGCCCAGCCCCCCACCAGUUACCAUGUGGCCAUCCGCCUGCCCCCAGACUCGAGGCUGCUGCUGCGACUGGAGGCGGCCCAGGCCGGCGGAGUGCCUGUGGCCCUGCGCACCGACCACUGGGCUGUGCUGCCUCUGGCCGGGGACUACCUCCGUGGGCUCUCAGCCGCUGGCUGAACCCGGAGACUAGGCCAGACCCUGGGACAGUCUUGCUCAGGGGGGGCCCUGCGGGCCAGAACACAGUCCUGUGACUCCUUUCUUAAGAAAAAAAAAAGUGGGGGGGUAGAAAAGAAAAGAAAAAACCAAACAUAU
Molecule: messenger RNA, 4617 nt
Organism: Mustela lutreola (European mink)
Lineage: Eukaryota; Metazoa; Chordata; Mammalia; Carnivora; Mustelidae
Gene: AP5B1
Product: adaptor related protein complex 5 subunit beta 1
Exons: 3
Coding region: 1849-4482 (877 amino acids)
Biological process (GO): endosomal transport
Cellular component (GO): AP-type membrane coat adaptor complex; lysosomal membrane
Source: RefSeq, a predicted model, not a curated record